UGAGAAUUUAGCAUCAUGAGGGCUGGCUCCUACAGAUACAGACUCUGUGGCUGCUCCUUUGAAGACAGUGGAUGCAGAAUGAAUUGCUCCUGGGGACUCCCAGGCAGCAUGAUGAAAUGGAAAGAAUAUGAGAUUCUGAAAUUGGAAGAACUGGGCAUAAAUCCCAGUUUCUGCACUACCAGCUGUGUGACCUUGGAUAUGAAGAGUUCCACUCAGGGGACCACGCUGAAGCAACAAGGCUUUCACGAGGUGCACAGAAAAAGGACUUUCUUACAGGAUAACAGCUGGAUAAAGAAACGUCCUGAAGAAGAAAGAGAUGAAAAUUAUGGGAGGGUGGUGCUCAACCGACAUAACUCCUGUGAUGCCUUGGAAAGGAAAGUAAAUGAUGAGCCAAAAGCCACAAUUAGUCGGUACAGAUCUGAUGAUGCUUUGGACAGGAUCUCAGACAGAAAUGAUACAGCUAAAACAUGUAAGGCCAAUACUCUGGAAAACCGACUAACUAAUAGAAAUGUACACACGUUUAAAUUACCAGAAGCAGCAAAAACGCAGCCCAGAGGUUUGUUCAGCACAAACACCGCCAACACUCCAGCUUCCACCUCUGCUGCAACACCCGGGAAGAAAAAGAGACAGUCCUGGUUUCCGCCACCCCCUCCUGGUUAUAACAUCACUGCAAGCACAGGAGCGAGCAGAAGGGAACCAACUGUUCACCCUCCAGUACCUCCAAAGCCCAGUUCUCCUAUUUCAUCUCCUAACCAGCUAAGACAUGAUAAUAGGAGUCAGGAUCUUGGGAACAUCGUGAAGGUGGCCACUUCCCUUCAGAAAACUGACAAGGGUGAAGAAAUAGAUAAUGUCAUCAAAAUGAACAAAAGCCUGAAUAGAAAUCAAGGUCUUGACGGUCUCUUCAGAGCAAAUCCUAAAGCAGAGCUAACAGAGAAAAGAGCCAAAAGCCUUGAAAAUCUCAUUUUUAUGAAUACUCGGACAGACAAAGAAGGCAAAGGAAAACAAGACCCCAAUGGACUUACCAAAGUGAAUCCUGAAACAAAUGCAAAUAUCAAGAGGGGCCACAGCCUUGACAAUCUCAUCAAGAUGACCCCUAAAGUAAACAGAAGUAACCCAGGUUCCAACAACCUUAAUUGCCUCAUCAAAGUGGAUCCAAAAACAGAAAAAAAUGGGCACAGGGGUCAAAGUUUUGACAGCCUCAUCAAAGUGGCUCCUGAAAAAAGCAGAACUAACCAAGGUGAAGAAGGUCUUGCUGAACUUAUUAAUGUAAGCCCCAAAGCUGUCAAAAACACGGCUGGAAAUGAAGAUCUUGAUAAGCUCAUCAGAGUGAAUCCUGAAACACUCACCAACAACCGAAGAAACCAGGAUCUUGACCUCAUCAAAGUGAAUCCUGCAGUCAUCAGAAGCAAUCAGAGAGACCAGGACAUGAAAAAUUUAACUGAAGUAAAUUCUAAUGUGUCUAAAAACAAGAAUGGAAGCUCCAGGGCUGAGACCAUGCGCAUGGGACCAAAGAAUACUGUUGUGUACACAAGGGCGUAUGUGGAGAAUAGUAAAUCACCAAAGGAGAGAUAUCAGGAGAAUAUCUCUGGAAAAUACAUACAAACUGUUUACUCAACUUCAGAUAGGUCUAUCAUUGAAAGAGAUAUGUGUACUUACUGCCGAAAACCCUUGGGCACAGAAACUAAAAUGAUUUUGGAUGAAUUACAAAUCUGCUGCCAUUCCACUUGCUUCAAGUGUGAAAUAUGCAAACAGCCUUUGGAAAACCUACAAGCAGGUGACAGUAUUUGGAUUUACAGACAGACAAUUCACUGUGAACCUUGCUACUCUAAAGUUAUGGCGAAGUGGAUUCAAUAGUCCUGGCACAUGGAAACCAAGAUGAAAUCAUUCAUUAAGUAAUUAAAAUUUUUAUUUUAGGAGUAUGUAAUUUAGAUAAGUUUUUAGACCAAAGAUCGGCUCUUGUAUACAACGAACAAUUCUGCUAUUGUUCAAAUAACUUAAUUGCCUUCAAUAAGGUCAUAUACACAAUGGGGACCCUAUGGUAUCUGGCUAGAUUUAGCAAUAAAAAAUUCAAGUGGUUCCAGCUACCAGUGUCAAAGGAAUGAUGCUUCUGAUGGCAGCGAGCAUUGUCACUCCUAACCAUGUCCACGUCUGCCCUGUAUUCAGGCUAUUCAUCAUGGUUUUCACUGUAGACGUGUCUCAUUUUCUUACCUUUGUUUCCCUAAGGAUUUGGAUUUACAGACAUUAUUGACAUCCUGACAAACUGUCAAGAAAGCAAGAUAUGUUUCCUUCAUGUACAAAAGAAAUGUUGAAGGAAAUUUUCUUACAAAGUUUGUCAGAAAGUUGUUAACAUAUAAAGUUAUAUAUAGACUCAGAAAAACUUGAAUUUUCCAGAUCUCUGUGCCAUUAAUCUAUCAUAUGAGAGACAUUGGACAAAAUGACUCCUAAGGCCCCUUUCCACUCCCCAAAUUAUCUGAUUCUAAAGCAAGUUUUUGUUUGCUCUUUAGAAAUACAUCUGAAUAUGUGUUUGUUAAACAUAUUGAACCAGAUAGGAUAUCUAAACAUUUAAUCUUAAUGGAAUCCUUCAGUUUAUCACAGACAUAAUUUUUAUCGAAUUUGUUUUAAAAACAGAAAGACAUAGAUUUAUGGGUAAUGGAUAAAAUCAUAUGACAUGGAUAGAUUACAUAAUAUUAUUUGUUAAAUUUUUCUUUGCAUGCAUUUCAAAAUCUGGGUAUAUAACUAAUCUUUGAGAAACAAUGGUUAUGGACUCUAAAGACAUGUUCUUUAGCAUGUUACAUAUGUUCAUAGUACAUAGCACUUUAUAAUUACAAUCAGCUUAUAAAAAUAAAAUGAUCUGUUAUACAGUCUUUUGUGUGGAAUGUCUAUAUCAUUCACUGACAUUGAUUGUAUUAAUUAUAGUGGUCACAGUUUAUUAUAUUCUAUGCCAUGUUGGUUAACUUAAUUUUUUUAAGUGCUCAAGCUAUUGCUUUUAUUUCUAAAGAACUUUUCUUAAGAAAAUGAAAAUUCAAUAAUCACAGGUAAGGGACUAGUAUUAUUAUUAAAACUGAGAAAUUGAACUUAUAAACUAUUUUAUAUGCACUUCAAAAUUGCUUCUCAAAGGAAGGCAUAUGGAAGGAACAUUGAGGAGAAGGUGGAAUUUUAGGGAAGUUCAAGGUGGUUCUGAAAAUCUGACAGACUAGGAAGAUUAAAGGGCAAUCAUGUAUUUUCCAAAUGUUGAUAAAUUUAAAGAAUUAUUCUUCUGUAUAAUGAUUUCAAACAUCUGUUGCCCUUAGAGACUGGUCCGCAAAGUGUUAAAUACAAAAUGCUUAUCAAAGUACAGCAAUGUAAAAUUGUUGUCCUAUGGAGAGAGAGCCAGGAAAAACAAUUAAUAAUAAUUUGAUAUUCAUUAAUUCAUGCUUGAUGAGAAGCAGUGGUAAUUGAGCCAUGUGUUUUAUUGUUCUUUUAUUACAUGCUAUCAGAAUGGAUCAAAAGAAAUAAUUUUCUUAGAGUUGGAAUUUGUGCUAGAAAAGGACGGAUGGAGUAGUAUCUCUCUUUUAUAGUGUAUUAACAUCUCAAUGCCUUUGUAGUAAUUAAAAAUCAUUUGAAUAUCAUUUAAAAAGUAUUUUACUUCUUAAUGAAUCAUUUAAAAAACCUAAAAGAAACAUAUUUUUCACUUCUUAUAGCUGUUUGAUGGAUCUUUCUUCUACAAUAAUGUUUAAAAUUAAACAAAAAGCUGUUGUAAAAAUAGAAUAAAUACGGAGUAGGGAGAGAAAAGCUUCUGAUUCAUUAAGAUCACUUCAUCAUGUCUGGGUUUAUUUGCAACAUGGGAAUACAGAUUUCUAAAGCAAUUUGGAAGAUCUCAUUUUGCAACCAAUUAAUUAUUUUAUGAUUGGCAUACUUUUCCUAGACACAUCGCCUAAAUCUUGGAAUACCAAGUCCUGAAUUCUAUUACUAAUUAAGCGAUAUCUCUAAAAAAGAAUCAAUUGCUCCAACAUGACAUUAUCCUUCUAGAAAAGCAAAAUGGAAGAAAUACAAUAAUCUCAGAAAUAGAAUUUGUUAAAACAGUAUUCAUUCUUUUAAUAAGGCCAAGAAAUAAAAAUGUGUUCAAGAAGUAAUCUAUA
Messenger RNA from Manis pentadactyla (Chinese pangolin), 4118 nucleotides. RefSeq names its product sciellin (gene SCEL). The transcript is spliced from 27 exons. The record is from RefSeq and is a predicted model, not a curated record. Lineage: Eukaryota; Metazoa; Chordata; Mammalia; Pholidota; Manidae. Gene Ontology annotation, biological process: epidermis development. Bases 16 to 1854 code for a protein of 612 amino acids. Gene Ontology annotation, cellular component: cytoplasm.